ACCGUUUUUUAGACUUGGUGUAGGCUUAUCUUCUGUAAAUGCUAUACAUAUAAAUGGCCAAAUGGACUGCUGGCCUGCCAUGACUGAGAUCUGAUUUUACAGUUUAUAUGCGAAUAAUACCCCAAUUGUGAAUACUGUAAAGAAUGAGCGUUUUCAUCUGGAUCACUGCUAAAUAAUCUGGGAUUUAUCGCGACAGUAUUUUUAACGGGACCACAUUAGGUUGAAGAUGUCCAAAAUUGAGCGCCUGAACGCCCGAGUGGAAAAGCUGCUGUCUAAAGCGGUGCUGGAGGUUCUGGAGGCGGUGAAGGAGACUGUAUUGGAGUACCAGGAGAAAACUACCAGGACACAGAGAGAGAACCAGAGUCUGAAGAGAAGGCUGCAGGAGCUCCAGGAGAAGUUACAAUUGGGAAGCAACGGAAUUGUGCCACACAUUUCCUCUGCAGCCCGGCUGGCUGAUGCAGAGCUGAAUCUCAUGGAUCAGAAACAGAAAGAGCUGGAAGAUGAGGUUGAACUCACCCCCUCUGAUAAGGACAUUACAGUUAUUUGCCCCUCGUACUCAUUUGAAGACCUUGAUUAUGAAGCAUCCAUCACAUCAUUUGCCACCACCUGUCUCUCCCCUAGAGCUACGACGGGACCACAUUUGGGUGGUGAUAACAUGAACCAUUCGAGAAAUCUUAAAACUGAGACUGAUAAUCGACUGUUGGCCCCAAUAUCAAACCCUAUCAGUGACCCUGUCACUGCAGUUACAAUCUCUGAAAAUGACCAUGAAAUGAAACUAGAGCCUACAUCAGAUGAAGACGCAAUGCACGCUACAAAUUAUUUUUAUGACGAUGCUGGUACGAGCGCUACAUCCUUACACAGACAAGCCAGUUCAGGACUCCACCAUGAGUUAGGGAUUGUCUUCAGUCCGGACCAAAAUGGCAUAGAAGAGACACUAUCUCAGAGUUACAAGAAUACAAACGGCGUUGGAGCAGAAAAACAACACGCCACUCAGAUAAACACAAAAGUGGGACGUCCAGGAUCAAGAGCGUUCCAGAAAAACAUCCGAAAACACUACUACUGCUCGCUCUGCGGUCGCACCUUCAGGCACGCUGGCGACUACAAGAAACACAACAGGGUGCACACGGGGGAGAAGCCGUACUGCUGCUCGGUGUGCGGGAAGCGCUUCAGCCAGUCAGGCUACCUGACGGUGCACCUGCGCUACCACACGGGGGAGAAGCCGUUUGGCUGCAGUCAUUGUGGCAAAAGUUUUAGUCACUCGAGCAACAUGAAGAAACACCAGCAAACUCAUCUGUGAGGCUGCUGUGUUAUGUGCUAAUUGUCCAACUCAUAAUAUCCAGAUGUUUCUACACGUUACUGACAGUUAGGGAUGGUCAGUGACCGCGGUGAAGUUAGUUUUAAGUUGGAUAUUCGACAAACAUUCACCCAGGAUCCAGUGACGGCUUUUUAGUCAGUUCACCCAGUUACGGUUGUAUAAGUGCGGUUAGCUCACCUCUGAUGGCUCGCUUUUAACCAACGGGGGUUAGCUUAGGGACCAUCAAUAAAUUACAAUUGUGAAAACAGUGUUA
Molecule: messenger RNA, 1568 nt
Organism: Micropterus salmoides (largemouth bass)
Lineage: Eukaryota; Metazoa; Chordata; Actinopteri; Centrarchiformes; Centrarchidae
Product: zinc finger protein 24-like
Exons: 3
Coding region: 227-1297 (356 amino acids)
Biological process (GO): regulation of transcription by RNA polymerase II
Molecular function (GO): RNA polymerase II cis-regulatory region sequence-specific DNA binding; DNA-binding transcription factor activity
Source: RefSeq, a predicted model, not a curated record